AGUGCUUCCAUCCCGGCCCGGGCAAGAGUCGCGCGCCAUGGGGACCUGGCGGCGUUUGCUGCUCUUUGGCGGGUUGUCAUUUCGGGGUGGUGGCGCGGCCACUGUCCCGCCCCGGGGGUGCCGAACUUUGGGUUGUGGGCGCCAGUUAUUAGGCGCUGAGAAUGAGGCCUUGAAACAAAGAAGAACACAAGUCAUGUCCCGCGGACUUCCUAAGCAGAAGCCUAUAGAAGGUGUUAGAGAAGUCAUUGUUGUGGCCUCUGGAAAGGGUGGUGUUGGAAAGUCUACCACCGCAGUGAACCUUGCUCUUGCGCUGGCAGCGAAUGAUUCGUCCAAGGCGGUUGGCUUGUUAGAUGUGGAUGUGUAUGGUCCUUCCAUUCCAAAGAUGAUGAACCUGAGAGGAAAUCCAGAAUUAUCACCAAAUAACCUAAUGAGGCCUCUUUUGAAUUAUGGUAUUGCUUGUAUGUCAAUGGGCUUCUUGGUUGAAGAGACUGCGCCACUUGUUUGGAGAGGCCUUAUGGUAAUGUCAGCCAUUGAGAAAUUAUUGAGACAGGUUGAUUGGGGUCAGCUGGACUAUUUAGUUGUGGACAUGCCACCAGGAACAGGAGACGUGCAGUUGUCAGUUUCACAGAAUAUUCCCAUUUCAGGUGCUGUGAUUGUCUCCACGCCUCAGGACAUUGCAUUAAUGGAUGCACACAAGGGUGCGGAGAUGUUCCGGAAAGUCAAUGUGCCUGUUCUUGGUCUUGUCCAAAACAUGAGUGUCUUCCAGUGUCCAAAAUGUAAACACAAAACUCAUAUUUUUGGUGCUGAUGGUGCAAGAAAACUAGCACAGACCCUUGAUCUUGAUGUUCUAGGAGAUGUUCCCUUGCACCUCAGUAUAAGGGAAGCUUCCGAUAUGGGUCAACCAGUUGUCUUUUCUCAGCCUGGAAGUGAUGAGGCCAAAGCUUACCUGCAUAUUGCUUCAGAAGUGGUGAGAAGACUGAAAUCAUCUCCAGAAUGAUUCCCAAGUGCCCUGGAAAUUGUCCUGGUAUUUGACAAUCAUGAACUGUCAAACAUGAGUAUUGUGGUAGUGUGGAGCCCACAAAAAUAAUGACAAUUCUGAUUAUUUUCUUUCAUCUCUAAAGAAAUAAUGUCUCAUUUUCAGAUUUGAUUUGACAACCUAUGAUUCACAAAUAAAAUGUACAUGUAUGUGUGCUGGCUGUUCUAUGAUGAUUCUGUAUUUGGGGUUUUGACAACUGGUAUCUCAGCUGCACUGCACUGCUUUCAUUGAACUAUCUCUUGAGAAACUGUGACUUCGUGGUACUAUCGUCCUAGGUUUGUAGAGAACUGCUGAAGCGCAGUUAGACACUGAAAGGGCUUACUAAAUGUGGACGUGAAUGCAGAUGUCACACCUUGCCAUCAGGCAGUUUCGAUCUUGCCUGUAGUCCUGUCUUAAACAUGCAUUUGAUGAAAAGGACUUCUACUUCAUGUGGCCCAGACUUGCCCAGUCUUGAUAAAUAUGAAUCUCCAGGAUGGUGUUGGGCAUUGAUAACUAUCUGACUAUGAUAAUGUCUUUAUCAGUGUUAUAUUGCUAUGAAGAGACACUCUGACCAUGACCAUGGCAGAUCUUAUAAAGGAAAGCAUUUAAUUGGGGCUUGCUAACAUUUCAGAGGUUUAGUCCAUUAUCAGCAUGGCAGGAAGCACGGCAGCACAUAGGUAAACAUGGUACUGGGAAAGAAACCAAGAGUUCUACAUCCAGAUCAACAGGCAGCAGGAAGAGAGAGACACUGGGCCUGGCUUGGACUUUUGAAGUUUCAAAGCCUACCAUAGUGACACACUUCCUCUAACAGGGUCACACCUACUCCAACAAGGCCAUACCAUCCCAUUUCUUUGAAAUAGCACCACUCCCUGAGGACCAAACAUUCAAAUAUAUGAGCGUAUGGAGGCCAUUUCUCUUCAGACCACCACAGAUAAUAAGUAUAAUAAUAAAAAAUAACUUUUAUUUUUUUGAUAAAUAAAGAGAUUUCUAUAGCCUUAGAAUCUUUCAUUUAUACCAUUGGAGCACUGUUCAUUUAUUCAUUUAUGGAUGAGAAAUGGAGCUAUGGGGAGGGUAAGUAAGUGCUUUAUCACAGGUGGGUUCCUGGUUCUAGCAGAUGAUGAAGCUGAGAUUUAGCCACUUUGGUAGUUUGCUGCUAGAGUCCUCCCUUGUACAACAUUAAACAUUUUCUAAUUGCAAAAGAGGGGCUUAGUAUUCUCUGUGAUCAUGACAUCCCAACCCCCUCCUUAGGAGUAUCUUAUGGUGUUCAUGUUUCCAAGAAUAUACUUUGGAAAAAAAUAUGUCUUGUCUAAUCAAGAGCAUCCCAAAGUCGGGGUAGUUGUAAAGCCGCAGGUAUUGAUAAGAGUGCAGGAGUGCAUCUGUGGUUCAUGGUCAGUUAUACAGAAGUGGUCUGUGAUCCUGGCAAAUCCUGUGAUGUCCUAUGAUGCUGCUCUUUAAUUGGCAGCUAUAAAGUUAAUCAAUGGACAAAUACACCUUCAGACAAACAACAACAUGGACAUUUCUAGCACUGUAUGGGAGAGCCAAAGGUCAGGUUUUCUGCAGUGAGUGAAUGGUUACAUAGAUAUAAAACAUCUACACCAUGAAAUACUUCUCCACAGUUGAAAAUGAGAAAACCAAGGAUUUUUGAGGAUUUGUGUAACCAUCUCAUAGGACAGUGAGCUAUAUGAUCUACUUGUAUGCUUUUGAAAUGAAAAGAAUGAUAAAUUAGUUUAUAGCCAUGUAAAGAAAGGGUGGAAACAGAACAUUAAGUAUGACUAUAAAAGCAACAUGGCAGAUCCCAGUAAGGAUGACAAUAUUUUCCCCACUGCAGUACUAUAGAUUGAGUUUAGGGCUUCACACAUGCUACCUAUCAUAAAUUCACGGCCAACCUGGCUUACCCAGCAUGUUCAAGGUCAACCUGAAAAACAUUGAGAUCUUGUCUCAAAAUUAAAAA
Molecule: messenger RNA, 2966 nt
Organism: Mus caroli (Ryukyu mouse)
Lineage: Eukaryota; Metazoa; Chordata; Mammalia; Rodentia; Muridae
Gene: Nubpl
Product: NUBP iron-sulfur cluster assembly factor, mitochondrial
Biological process (GO): iron-sulfur cluster assembly; mitochondrial respiratory chain complex I assembly
Cellular component (GO): mitochondrion
Molecular function (GO): 4 iron, 4 sulfur cluster binding; ATP binding; ATP-dependent FeS chaperone activity
Source: RefSeq, a predicted model, not a curated record